Messenger RNA from Molossus molossus (Pallas's mastiff bat), 5287 nucleotides. It is a transcript of the gene CSK, whose product is annotated as C-terminal Src kinase. Gene Ontology annotation, molecular function: protein binding; ATP binding; protein tyrosine kinase activity. The coding region runs from base 974 to 2326 and encodes 450 amino acids. The record is from RefSeq and is a predicted model, not a curated record. NCBI's taxonomy places the organism in Eukaryota, Metazoa, Chordata, Mammalia, Chiroptera, Molossidae. The transcript is spliced from 13 exons. Gene Ontology annotation, biological process: protein phosphorylation; adherens junction organization; regulation of Fc receptor mediated stimulatory signaling pathway.
AUCCCCCACCUCCCUUACCCCUUCCUUCCUGGGUUCGAAUUCUCCCGGGAGUCACUGUCAGCCCGACUGGGAGGGGAGCACAGAAGGGAGAUACUGUCUUAUGAGCCCCACAGACUUGUCUCAGGCCAGUCCAAUUCUGUCCCCCUGUUUCAGCAUCCUCUGGGAGCUGGCUGGAGCCCGGAGGGAGGGGCCCUGGAGAAAAGGCAGUUUGCUAUUCCCUGUCCUGGGCCUCCCUGCAAGUUCCCUGGCCUGCCUGGUUCUGACCCCUCCCUCACUCCCUCACAGAGGCCCUGCCGGAUACAGGAAGCCCAGGGCCCAGAGGUCGAGCCUGUCACCCUUGGCCUCCCAGAUCAGGGCUAAGCCAAGGGACCUCUGUCCUUUGGGUGGGGACACUGGGCAGGGCCUCUGUCCUAGUUGGAGGUAACACUGGGCAAUUAGGACCAUGUCCCCACCUGCUAACAGUUUGGUCAGCCCAGUCUCUUAGGCUUCUCAGGGCCAAGGCCAGGUGUCAGGAAGGGGCGUGUCCAGCCACUAGAUUCUUGGAGCUUAACUAGGGGUUGACCUCUCCCCCGUUUUGUAGACCUGGGAACUGAGGCUCAAAGUGGGAAGUUGCUGUCCCAGGCCUCUGGCAGAGUUUUGCCAUCUAUCUUUGCAUCCCCCACUUUUCAGGUGGUGGGUUUCUGUUGGUGGAGGGCAACCAAAAAGGCACCUUCAUCCACCAGGGACAUAGACUCCUAGCCUGGCUCAUGGGACCCUGUGAAGUGAGCAUGUGCUCCCCUACAGAGGGCUGGAGAGGAGGGAGAGGACUUCCGGCCCCAGCUCUGCUGGGUAUGGGCUGAGACAACUCUGCAUUGCCCAUGGGAUUUCCCCCCUGGUACCUGAGGCUGAGUCCCACUGAUGGGGAUUUGCUCUCAUGGUACCAAGUGGUAGGUUGGCUUUCCUGUGACACGGGGACGCCAGACCUUUUGAGAAGAUGUCAGCAAUACAGGCCGCUUGGCCAUCUGGUACAGAAUGUAUUGCCAAGUACAAUUUCCAUGGCACUGCUGAGCAGGACCUUCCCUUCUGCAAGGGAGAUGUGCUCACCAUUGUUGCUGUCACCAAGGACCCCAACUGGUACAAAGCCAAGAACAAGGUGGGCCGUGAGGGUAUCAUUCCAGCCAACUAUGUCCAAAAGCGGGAGGGCGUGAAGGCCGGCACCAAACUUAGCCUCAUGCCCUGGUUCCAUGGCAAGAUCACACGGGAACAGGCAGAGCGGCUUCUGUGCCCACCAGAAACGGGUCUGUUUCUGGUGCGGGAGAGCACCAACUACCCUGGCGACUACACGCUGUGUGUGAGCUGUGAUGGCAAGGUGGAGCACUACCGUAUCAUGUAUCAUGCCAGCAAGCUCAGCAUUGACGAGGAGGUGUACUUCGAGAACCUCAUGCAGCUGGUGGAGCACUACACCUCGGAUGCAGAUGGACUCUGCACUCGGCUCAUCAAGCCAAAGGUCAUGGAGGGCACAGUAGCAGCCCAGGAUGAGUUUUUCCGCAGUGGCUGGGCGUUGAAUAUGAAGGACCUGAAGCUGCUACAGACCAUAGGGAAGGGGGAGUUUGGAGAUGUGAUGCUGGGUGAUUACCGAGGGAACAAAGUGGCUGUCAAGUGCAUUAAGAAUGAUGCCACUGCGCAGGCCUUCCUGGCUGAAGCCUCGGUCAUGACGCAACUUCGGCAUAGCAACUUGGUACAGCUUCUGGGUGUGAUCGUGGAAGAGAAGGGCGGGCUCUACAUCGUCACCGAAUACAUGGCCAAGGGGAGCCUGGUGGACUAUCUUCGGUCACGGGGUCGGUCGGUGCUGGGUGGAGACUGUCUCCUCAAGUUCUCACUAGACGUCUGUGAGGCUAUGGAAUACCUAGAGGGCAACAACUUUGUGCACCGGGACCUGGCUGCCCGAAAUGUGUUGGUGUCUGAGGACAACGUAGCCAAGGUCAGCGACUUUGGCCUUACCAAGGAGGCCUCCAGCACCCAGGACACAGGCAAGCUGCCAGUCAAGUGGACAGCCCCCGAGGCCCUGAGAGAGAAGAAAUUCUCUACCAAGUCUGACGUGUGGAGCUUUGGAAUCCUCCUCUGGGAAAUCUAUUCCUUCGGGCGAGUGCCUUAUCCAAGAAUUCCCCUGAAGGACGUUGUCCCUCGGGUGGAGAAGGGCUACAAGAUGGAUGCCCCUGACGGCUGCCCGCCUGCAGUCUAUGAGGUGAUGAAGAACUGCUGGCAGCUGGACACCACCGCGCGGCCCUCCUUCCUGCAGCUCCGAGAGCAGCUUGAGCACAUCAGAACCCACGAGCUGCGCCUGUGACAUCCGGGCUUGCCCAGGUCAUGGGCCUCUGGGGACUGAACCUAGAAAUACUGGACCUUGUGCCCCCACUCGCUGGGCCCAAGCCUGAACUGAGCCCAGUGGACCUUUUUUCUCUGUCCCAGCCUUUGCCCCCUUCGGCCACCCCAGGGACCCUACCUAGGCCUGGCACCUUCUCUCAUGGACGCAUCUGUGGGGUUCGGAGUGCCCCACUGAAGGCCAAGAAGGGAGGAGGCUGAGGAGCAGGAGGCAGAUGCCCUGGCAUGGUCAGCUUUCCCUGGCCUCCCAUCUCACCUUCCUAGAGUUUUAUUUCUUUCCUUUUUUGAGGUUCUUUUCCAUGUGCUUAUUUUUUAUUGUUUUUCAAGAUAAGGAGAAAGAAAGUACCCAGCAAAUGGGCAUUUUACAAGAAGUACGAAUCUUAUUUUUCCUGUCCUGCCCAUCAGGGUUGGGGAAACCAGGCCCCUCUGCAGAGAUCCAUUGCCCCAGCCUUGUCCCCAUUCUGUGUUCCAUGUUCUGUGUUGCCUCGGUCGCCCUGUGUUUGCGCUUGACCAUGUUGCACUGUUUGCAUGCGCCCGAGGCAGACAGCUGUCAGGGGCUUGGAGCUCGUGGGUGCUGCUGCCACCUGGAACCCUAAUAAACCACUCCAUGAGGACACCGCUGCCCAGCCUUGGCGCUCACUUCGUGGAGCCUGCCUGCCCCCAUCCCCUAUCCCUGUGUCAUCUUGUCCAUCCCCCUGUCUCUGUGAGUGGGGCUGUGCUUGCCCUGUGAAGGGAGCGGGUGGGGAGCACGGCUGGCGGAGGUGGCCACCGCUUUGUGUCAGCGCACCCGCGAGUGUCCUGUGUCUGCCAUGGGAGCUGUCACCACCUGCCCUCCCCCACCACAUUGCUGUAGCCCAGGCUUAGCCCUGGGACUGUCUGGGCUCUGGGGUCCUGGCUGCCUCUCCUGCUGUGUUGUUCAAGCCAUCAGCACAGGGAGGGCUGGAGCCAAGCAUUGGGCGGGGGAGGUAAGGAGCCAGGCCUGACCAGAUGGAGAUGGGGUCUCCCUGGUAGGAGGCACAAAAUAAAUAUCUCAGAGAUGUUGACCCUGGAGGGAAAGGGAAGGGAGGCUCUGGGCUGCUGGUGAUUCUCACAGUUCACCUGAGAUACAGGAGCACUUCCCAGGCCUGUGCCUGAGUAUGAACAUGUGAGGGGCUUCUGGGGGGUAGAGAUGGAGAAUGAGGACCAGCCAUGGCAUUUUCUCCCCGCGGGUUCCCAGGGCAAUAGUCAGUGCAGAACCUCUGAGGGUCGGGAGGAGGCUCAUUUCAUUCACUGAGACAGGCAGCUCGGGGUCCCCUUGUCUAGUUGGGGCUCUGACCCUUCCUGGACCAGUCAGCAGGGCCUGAAAUCCAGGCAGUUUGUUUUUGUUUUUUUAAUUGGUUUUAGAGAGAGGAACAGAGAGAGAAAGAUCAGUGUGAGAGGGAAACAUUGAUUGGCUGCCUCCCAUACAGGCCCAAUAAGGGAUCAAACCCACCACCUUCUGGUGCAUGGGACUAUGCUCCAGUCAACCGAGCCACGCCCGCCAGGGCUCCAGGCAGUCUGGCUGCAGUGUGCCUUGUGCACUGUCGUUUAGCCCACAUCAUCUCCCACCCCAGCCGUGGUCCAGCACAGCAGCUUCCUAACCUCCCCCCCUUCCCGCCAAUCUGUCCUCUCUGCACACUUGCCAGACUCAUUUUUCUAAAACGAGACCAUUCAACAACAAAUAUUUGAAAACCUGCUGUGUGCUAGGACUGGGAUUCAGUAGUAAGCAAAGUAGACCCUGUGGAGUUCACAGGAAGCCAAUCACAAAGACAGUUAUUACUAAACAAAGACAGACACAUGUGCUAUGAAAGAAACAUACAUCACGGGGAUCAGAUCUUGUCUGUAGAUUGGAGAGUGCUUCCAGGAAGACAGCAUGUGAACACACGGAUGAACAGGAGGUACAGAGGGCAGGACGCAUUGCAGGGAGAGAUGCUGAGACUGGGCAGCUUGCUCCAGGGUCUCUGAGAAGGUGGGUGAAAGUGUACAACAAGCCUGAAAGGUGUGAAGUGGGCUGGAGCAGUGAGGGCUUGGCUUUCACCACACCUAGAGCCAUGGGAAGUCAGCAGCAGGCUCUGAGCAGGAUGGUGAUGUGUUUGAAGCAACCGCCCGGGCUGCCGGUGGAGGUCUGCAGGAAGCACGGUGUGGACUGGCCUGUGGGAGAGGACAGUGGGAGUGGGCCGAUUCCAGAGGGAUGUGAGAGAGAACUGCCCAAACUCGGUCAUGGGCUCGGCAUGAAGGUGAAGAGCGGAGCCAUGGCAGUGCCUGGUCCCAGCAGCGUGGCCGUGGGAGGCAGGGGCAAGGGCACCCUCUGUGUGAGGGAACAUCUUAAGUUCUGUGAAGGGCAUGUUGAGUUUUGAGUGUGCCUUUGAAACAACCAAGAGGUAUUGAGUAAGUUGGGAUUCAGAGGCUGGAUAGGGAGAUGUGAGUUGUUGGCAUAUGGCUCAAACCGGAAGGUGUGCAGAAGAUCCCUUUAGGAGGACAUGCAGAAGAGAAGGCCCACCAGGCAGGUGUAGAGGAGACGGGAGUGCCCUGUCAUAGGGGCCAAGGGAAGAGUCCACGAGGAGGAGCCAGCUUGUUCCCCACUUCCCAGAAGACACAGAAGGAGACAGUGCCUCUUGGAGGUCACUCCUCACUUCAGCUAGACCUGAGUUUGGUGGGGGCAGAUUCUAGAUUACAAUGGCUGGUGGAGGGUGCCGGCCAUGGGAGAAAGUCGACAAUCCUGAGAAAUUUAGCUCAUAGUGGAGAGGGUGGGAGGUAGAGGAUUUUUAAGAUGGCAGAGGCUUGAGUAAAUCUGACUGCCAAAGGGAAGGGUAUUCGGCCCUGGUUGGUCGUGGGUGGCAGCCAUUCGAUGUGUCCCUUUCACAUACAUGUUUCUCUCCCUCUUCCUCUCUCUCCCUCCCACUCUGUC